Molecule: messenger RNA, 750 nt
Organism: Carica papaya (papaya)
Lineage: Eukaryota; Viridiplantae; Streptophyta; Magnoliopsida; Brassicales; Caricaceae
Source: RefSeq, a predicted model, not a curated record
UGUUUUACUGCCCUAUCUUUUCUGUUUUUAAAUAAUUAUUAUCAUUUUCCCGUCUUUUCUUCUUCUUCAUCUGCUUCUCAUGGCGUCUGCCCAGCCCCCUCACGGUUUCCUCUAUCUUAACCACUACGGACAAGGCGGCGGUGGAACAAGAUCUUACUAUCAAGGAGAGUCAAUAGAGUCUUCAGAGAAUCAGGUCAAAAAGGAAAAUAAAACUCAGCCACAGGAGCAAGACAUGGAAAUCGGAUACGAAGAUAAUCCAUUGUUGCAGACAUUUGAAGGUCUUGACAAAAAAUUCCUUAAUGAAAUUAUGAAACUCGUCAAAGAACAGACUGAUGCAGAGGAUGCAGAGAAUGUUAGGCACAGGGAGUCUUUCUCAUUAUUCAGAUUUGCGAGAGUUACGAAUACAUCAAUUAUUGGAGUAGAAAGAAACGCAUCAGAUGCUUGGCAUUAUGCACAUGUUCAUGGUGUCCAGAAUAUGUAACAGAAUUUCUCUUGCAAUGCAAUUGAAACAAGCAAAAAGGAUGUCACCUUACAGCGUUUAAUCGUUUUAGCACGUUGAAAUGGGAGGAAAUUUCUCAUAUAGUCUUUUCCCAUAUGACCAGUUUUUAACGUAGUUAAGUUCCUUUAUAUAUUCUUUCCCAUUCUUUUCAUAGGUUUCUCUAUAUUGAUUUUCAGCUGAAUAUUUAAAGUAAUACAAUAUUAUGUUUGUCUAUUCCUCUUGAUGGUAUUGUAGCCAGAGAUUUACUAGAA